Molecule: messenger RNA, 966 nt
Organism: Plasmodium malariae
Lineage: Eukaryota; Apicomplexa; Aconoidasida; Haemosporida; Plasmodiidae
Product: DnaJ protein, putative
Exons: 2
Coding region: 1-966 (321 amino acids)
Biological process (GO): protein folding
Cellular component (GO): endoplasmic reticulum membrane
Source: RefSeq, a predicted model, not a curated record
AUGAAAAUAUUUUCUUUUUGCCUUGUUCUGUUAUACUUUAUUCUGAUAAACAAUGUAAACUGUUUUUUCAAAAAUGCCUUAAGUCAUUUCUACUGCGACAAUGAGAACUGUUACAGCAUUUUAGGCAUUCCAGAAACUUCAAGUUUUAGUGAAAUUAGAUCAUCGUACUAUAGACUACUAGAGAGUAUGAAGAAUAACUACAAUUCGGAAAGGAAGAAAAAGAUAGUUAAGGCAUACACGGUUUUAAUAAAUAAACGUACAAGGAGAUAUUAUGACUAUUAUUUGAAGUACCCUAAUAGUGUGUUUAAUAUAAUAUAUUUUAUUUCUUACUAUAUUUUUAAAUUAUUUAAAGUAAUACUAGCUUUAUUCAUUAUUGCUCUACUUAUCUGUGGUUUUCAAUAUAUGAAUAAUAAAUAUGAAAUGAAAAGGAUAAUCCAAAAGCUGUCAAAAAAUAAAGCAUUUAAAAAAGAAGUAUUAAAUAAAAUAGGAACAAAACAUCCACAGUUUCGUACAUAUGACUUAAAUACAAAAAGAAAAGUCGAAGAACAAAUAGAAGAAGAAGUAGCACAAGAAAUGGGUUUAAUAAAUAAUCAAAGAAAAGGAAAAUUUAUUCUAAGUAAUUUAUUUAUUGUUAAAAUUUUGUGUAUACCUAAAAAUAUUUUAUGCUAUAUAUUAUGGAAUAUUAAAUGGAUAAUAAAAUAUACCAUUUUAAAAGAAGAAUAUGAUGAAAGCGAUAAAAUGUAUAUUACUAGAGUGUGUAUGAACAUUUCAGCUCAAAGAUGGAAUAAUUUGGGAGAAGAAGAAAAAAAAGGCUUGUUAAAAAAACAAUUAUGGAUAAAAGAAUACCAGGAGGAAUUUCUUGCCGAGCAGCGAGAAAAGGAUCGACUCAACAAAAUCUCGAGCGCCAAGUAUAAGCAGCAGAUUAGGAAGAAAAAGAAGGGCAUGAACUUUAACUACAACGAUUGA